AUGAUUUACAUCCGCUAUUGGGUUAGUCCGAGAAAACCAAAACUAGGUGUCUGUGCUCUAAUCGGUGCCAACAUGUGGUCUAUAAUAUCAGUGUUUCAUAUCGUGUACUCCAAUGGCAUCACCACUGAAGUCAUAUCAGAUGUUAUGGCUUUCACUACUUAUGUCGUCAGUUCUGUUUAUAUACGGGGUCACACUAUUUGUAUGAGACAUACAUCCAUAUUUGGAGGCCUACCUAUUCCAGACCCCUUUAGCUGA
Molecule: messenger RNA, 255 nt
Organism: Oppiella nova
Lineage: Eukaryota; Metazoa; Arthropoda; Arachnida; Sarcoptiformes; Oppiidae
Source: the annotation of a GenBank genome assembly